This is a messenger RNA of Varanus komodoensis (Komodo dragon), 1411 nucleotides long. It is a transcript of the gene CHCHD4, whose product is annotated as coiled-coil-helix-coiled-coil-helix domain containing 4. NCBI's taxonomy places the organism in Eukaryota, Metazoa, Chordata, Lepidosauria, Squamata, Varanidae. Gene Ontology annotation, biological process: protein import into mitochondrial intermembrane space. Gene Ontology annotation, cellular component: mitochondrial intermembrane space. Gene Ontology annotation, molecular function: protein-disulfide reductase activity. The coding region runs from base 149 to 556 and encodes 135 amino acids. The record is from RefSeq and is a predicted model, not a curated record. The transcript is spliced from 3 exons.
CAAGGCAAAGAAACAGGCGUGCGGUCCGCUGUGCUGCCGGCUAGUAGUACUACUAGCAGUGGUGGUGCUGGUGGUUUCAAUCGACGGGUCGUGGUUUGGGCCAUUUGGCGUAGUGGAGGGAGCAACGCGCUCCGUGCUUUCCCCAGCCAUGUCAUACUGCAGGCAAGAAGGGAAGGACAGAAUUAUAUUUGUGACCAAAGAAGACCAUGAGACACCAAGCAGUGCUGAAUUGGUGGCAGAUGAUCCAAAUGAUCCUUAUGAAGACCAUGGUUUGAUACUGCCUAGUGGAGAUAUCAACUGGAAUUGUCCUUGCCUUGGUGGAAUGGCUAGUGGUCCUUGUGGGGAACAAUUCAAGUCAGCCUUUUCCUGUUUCCAUUAUAGCAAGGAAGAAAUAAAAGGAUCAGAUUGUGUGGACCAGUUUCGUGCAAUGCAAGAGUGCAUGCAGAAGUACCCAGAUCUGUACCCCCAAGAGGAUGAGGAGGAGGAGGAGGAAAAGCAGAGCAAAGAUUUAGAAAGUAGUCCUUCUGUAGGCAAAGAGGAGGAGGGAACAAGCUAAUGAAGUGGCAUGGAGGCUGUGGUCUCCUUCCUCUGUUCAAAGACACGUGAACUUAUGCAAAAUGUGUCCUUUCUCCCCUCCCUUUUCCCUCAUAGCCCUUUUUGCUCCCUUAAGGAAUCCACCUCACUUCACGUGAAAUAGCUUGCUGCAAGGGAAGCCACUUGCCCUCUGGUCUUGAUAAGCAAGUGCUGCAGAGAGGUCAGUACACACCCAAAACCAUUUGUAGGCACACCUUUCACAUUUAUUUACUUCUCCAGUCAUGUUAAUUCUGUUUGUUGGCUUUAACGGGGUCAGUAGGAACAUGAAGCCAGGCCUGGCUGGAGCAGGCAAAUCCAUCAGCAAGAAUGAAUACUGGGUAAUUUAAAUGAAAUUUCGUCAUUGGCUGUCUUGGAUAUAUUCUGUGCUUUUAAAAAGGUGUAAAACUCUUCCUGGUGGUUUUAAGAAAGCUUCAGAAACUUAAGAAUAUGGGUGAAGCUUUCAGUUAGGACAGUCUGUAUGCUUUAAUAGCAUAUAAAAUUUGCAUAUGCUGCUGAUUUCUGGGAAUGGAAAAUUAAAGUUAGCAUAUGUGUAGGGUAAAUGGGAGUAACAUCUCAAGUUUGAACUUACACUUUAAAAAGUGUUGAUCAGCUCCUGCUGCAACACAGUUGACAGUGAAGAGCAGUGGCCACUUGGUUCCUGAAUGUUUCCAAUGAACCCAGUUUUCUUGGGUUCCCUCUGUUCAAGCUUGUCCCUGCUCCAGACAGGUUGCUGAAGUAGAUGCCCUUGACAGGACAAUUGCAACGUUACCUGGAGUAACAGCCUCUGAAUAGAUACUGUGAUUUGAGUGUACAUUAAAGGCAAAAUCUUUCUACCUUG